Molecule: messenger RNA, 2208 nt
Organism: Oncorhynchus tshawytscha (Chinook salmon)
Lineage: Eukaryota; Metazoa; Chordata; Actinopteri; Salmoniformes; Salmonidae
Product: putative protein FAM47C
Exons: 6
Coding region: 1-2208 (735 amino acids)
Source: RefSeq, a predicted model, not a curated record
AUGCUGCUGCUGCAGGCAGCACCUGUUCCUGUGUGCUGGCUGCCUGUUCCUGUGCGCUGGCUGCCUGUUCCUGUGCGCUGGCUGCCUGUUCCUGUGCGCUGGCUGCCUGUUCCUGUGCGCUGGCUGCCUGUUCCUGUGCGCUGGCUGCCUGUUCCUGUGCGCUGGCUGCCUGUUCCUGUGUGCUGGCUGCCUGUUCCUGUGCGCUGGCUGCCUGUUCCUGUGCGCUGGCUGCCUGUUCCUGUGCGCUGGCUGCCUGUUCCUGUGCGCUGGCUGCCUGUUCCUGUGCGCUGGCUGCCUGUUCCUGUGCGCUGGCUGCCUGUUCCUGUGCGCUGGCUGCCUACCAGGCCUCCCAACCCAAACCCUUCACUACUGAAGGCCAGGCCUCCCAACCCUAACCCUUCCCCACUGAAAACCAGGCCUCCCAACCCUAACCCUUCCCUACCGAAGACCAGGCCUCUCAACCCGAACCCCUCCCCACUGAAGACCAGGCCUCCCAACCUUAACCCUUCCCUAUUGAAAACCAGGCCUCCCAUCCCUAACACUUCCCUACUGAACACCAAGCCUCCCAACGCUUCCCUACUGAAGACUAGGCCUCCCAACCCUAACUCUUCCCCACUGAAGACCAGGCCUCCCAACACUAACCAUUCACCACUGAAGACCAGGCCUCCCAAAACUAACCCUUCCCCACUGAAGACCAGGCCUCCCAACCCUAACCCUUCCCUACUGGAGACCAAGCCUCCCAACCCUAACCCUUCCCUACUGAAGACCAGGCCUCUCAACCCGAACCCCUCCCCACUGAAGGCCAGGCCUCCCAACCUUAACCCUUCCCUAUUGAAGCCCAGGCCUCCCAACCUUAACCUUUCACUACUGAAGACCAGGCCUCCUAACCCUUCCCUACUGAAGACCAAGCCUCCGAACCCUAACCCUUCCCUACUGAAGACCAGGCCUCCCAACCUUAACUCUUCCCUACUGAAGACCAGGCCUCCCAACCCCAACCCUUCCCCACUGAAGACCAGGUCUCCCAACCCUAACCCUUCCCUACUGAAAACCAGGCCUCCCAUCCCUAACACUUCCCUACUGAACACCAAGCCUCCCAACCCUUCCCUACUGAAGACUAGGCCUCCCAACCCUAACUCUUCCCCACUGAAGACCAGGCCUCCCAACACUAACCAUUCACCACUGAAGACCAGGCCUCCCAAAACUAACCCUUCCCCACUGAAGACCAGGCCUCCCAACCUUAACCCUUCCCUACUGGAGACCAAGCCUCCCAACCCUAACCCUUCCCUACUGAAGACCAGGCCUCUCAACCCGAACCCCUCCCCACUGAAGACCAGGCCUCCCAACCUUAACCCUUCCCUAUUGAAGCCCAGGCCUCCCAACCUUAACCUUUCACUACUGAAGACCAGGCCUCCCAUCCCUAACACUUCCCUACUGAACACCAAGCCUCCCAACCCUUCCCUACUGAAGACUAGGCCUCCCAACCCUAACUCUUCCCCACUGAAGACCAGGCCUCCCAACACUAACCAUUCACCACUGAAGACCAGGCCUCCCAAAACUAACCCUUCCCCACUGAAGACCAGGCCUCCCAACCCUAACCCCUCCCUACUGAAGAGCAGGCCUCCCAACCCUAACCCUUCCCUGCUGAAGACCAGGCCUCCUAACCCUUCCCUACUGAAGACCAAGCCUCCGAACCCUAACCCUUCCCUACUGAAGACCAGGCCUCCCAACCUUAACUCUUCCCUACUGAAGACCAGGCCUCCCAACCCCAACCCUUCCCCACUGAAGACCAGGUCUCCCAACCCUAACCCUUCCCUACUGAAAACCAGGCCUCCCAUCCCUAACACUUCACUACUGAACACCAAGCCUCCCAACCCUUCCCUACUGAAGACUAGGCCUCCCAACCCUAACUCUUCCCCACUGAAGACCAGGCCUCCCAACACUAACCAUUCACCACUGAAGACCAGGCCUCCCAAAACUAACCCUUCCCCACUGAAGACCAGGCCUCCCAACCUUAACCCUUCCCUACUGGAGACCAAGCCUCCCAACCCUAACCCUUCCCUACUGAAGACCAGGCCUCUCAACCCGAACCCCUCCCCACUGAAGACCAGGCCUCCCAACCUUAACCCUUCCCUAUUGAAGCCCAGGCCUCCCAACCUUAACCUUUCACUACUGAAGACCAGGCCUCCCAUCCCUAACUCUUUCUACUGA